AUGAGACUUACAGGCGACGACGGUAAGGAAGACACAGGCAACCUGCUGGAAGGAGGCUCUGCUGAGGCCCUUGAACUGACUGUGCAGCAGACAGCGGUGAACGGCACAUUGCAUGGCUCAGUUCUCCUGCCAGUUUCAUACAGAACCCCACGCAGUGAUCACGUGAAAAUUACCUGGACUUGCCAACAUUCACUGAAACCAAUCCUUGUGUAUACGAGGUGGUGUACAUUGUUGAGCUUCCAGGCAUCUACAUUAAAUUGUUCUGGGACAGGAGACACCGCAAAAUCCUACGAGAGUCGAACAACCAUCUUUCCCGAGAAUGCCUCACUACUACUUGACAACUUGGAAUUGAAUGACACCGGCACCUACACAGUUAAAGUUGAAACUGCAGGAUUUUCACAAGCGAAAGAAAUCAACCUAACAGUUAUCACAGAAACAGUAAACAACAGCACCGGUUUGCUUCCGAACAACACAACGGAUGCGGGUGGCAGUAUAAUUCCCAUGGUUGUUGUUCCUGGCUCCAUAUGUACAGUCUUGGUUCUGUACUGCCUCGCUCGAAAGCGAACCGCUGCAGGACGAAGGAGCAAGGGAUUGGAUGUGGCAGCAGACACUGGCGAGGCAGUGGCCCAGGAUGCUGAUGGCCACACACCUUCUGAGACCAUUGUCUACGCAAUGAUCAGCAACUUCCCAAGUGAACCCCGUCACGGAGCAGGAAGUAGGACAUCAGAUCUAGCCAUGGAGUACGCUUCAAUUAGAUUCAAAUAAUAAUAAUAAUAAUCCUUAUGUUCGACAUAGCG
Molecule: messenger RNA, 797 nt
Organism: Callorhinchus milii (elephant shark)
Lineage: Eukaryota; Metazoa; Chordata; Chondrichthyes; Chimaeriformes; Callorhinchidae
Exons: 5
Coding region: 1-765 (254 amino acids)
Source: RefSeq, a predicted model, not a curated record